Molecule: messenger RNA, 1941 nt
Organism: Motacilla alba alba
Lineage: Eukaryota; Metazoa; Chordata; Aves; Passeriformes; Motacillidae
Gene: MRAP
Product: melanocortin 2 receptor accessory protein
Exons: 3
Coding region: 917-1276 (119 amino acids)
Biological process (GO): protein localization to plasma membrane; regulation of adenylate cyclase-activating G protein-coupled receptor signaling pathway
Cellular component (GO): endoplasmic reticulum; plasma membrane
Molecular function (GO): type 3 melanocortin receptor binding; signaling receptor regulator activity; corticotropin hormone receptor binding
Source: RefSeq, a predicted model, not a curated record
AACUGCUGCCGGGGGUCAGCCCUGGGCCGCCCGUCCGUCCGUGGGGCUUUAGACCGCCUAAGGUCAUAGAACCAAAGCAAAGGAUGUGGUUAUUCCAGUACAUAGAUUUUAUAUGAAGCGUUUUAUCAAGUCGCUCCUAAUUCGGAGAACCUCCCGAGCUGGAAGGGCCCACAAGGACCAUCCAGUCCAGCCCCUGGCCCUGCACAGACAGCCCGACAAUCCCACCCUGAGCAUCCCUGGAGCACUGUCCGAACGCUCCUGGAGCUCUGUGGGGCCGUGCCCAUUCCCCGCGGAGCCUGGGCAGUGCCAGCACCCUCUGGGGAUGAACCUUUCCUGAGAUCCAGCCUAAACCCCUCCAGCCACAGCUACAGCCCUCCCCUGGGUCCUGUCCCUGUCACAGGGAGCAGAGCCCGGAGCUGCCUCUUGGUGAGCUCUGACCUAGCUCAGCUCCUCCCGGCUGAAGAGGCCUCAGCCCUCGGCCACUCCUAGUGUGGCCCCUGCAGAGCCCAGCCCUUUCCAUCCAGAUACAUUCGGGAAUGUUUUCCAGCCCGGCUGUGCUCAGGAGCUCCCAGGAACCGUGCUCUGAGAGAAGGGCUUGUGAUCCAGCUGGCACUUGUCCACCCUGUCCCUAGGUUACAGGGCACCCGUCUCAGUUUAAAACAUCCUGAGGGAUAACAUGAGUUACUGUCCGGCAAGAAGUGAGGAUUGCAUUUUCAGGGCUGCUUGUACGUCUCUGCCAUACAUUAACACUCACUGCCACUGGAUGUUUUCAGUCCCAAGGCAGUCCUUGAGCUGUGGGACCCCAGAGCGAUUGGCACAGGCAUGAGUUGUGCAAUUCUCUUUCUGAGGGCGCUGAAGUACGAUGAGGCAAAGCAGUGGGUCGGAGUUCUGAGCUGGCUGAAAAGGCACCACUAACAUGGCUAACAGGACAAACUCCUCUGACUAUUUCUGGUCCUAUGAAUAUUACUGGGAUUACAUAGAUCCAAUUCCAGUAGAUGGAAGCAAGUUGAAGGUUAAUAAAUACUCCAUCGUCAUCGCCUUCUGGGUCGGCCUCGCUGCCUUUGUGAUGUUCCUUUUCCUUAUUCUGCUGUGCAUGUCCUGCUCGGGAUCAACACCAGCAAAGAAUUCAGCACGGGCUUGGGUGAGCAGCAGUCUCUAUCAAUCAGUGGAAUUCCGCUGGAAUUUACGGUUCUAUGCAUUACUUCCUUCACCUGUCAGUGUCGGGGUUUGCCUAGCGACAGACCCGCAGUUUGUUUGUAAAGACACCUCCUUCUGAUUCCUUUCAGCACGAGCACGAACGGGAGCGCGGGGUCGGGCAGGAGCUCAUUAGGCAGUGACCGUACUCGUGCUAAUUAAUGGUCACGAGAGCACCCAGGGCAGAUCCUGGUGCAAGGACGCAGCGCUUGCCAGCGGGACGUGUUGGAAUCACUGUGCGAUCCCAGCGGUUUGAAGUUUGGGAAUGCUGCGGGACAUGCUCAAGGCGUCAGUAAUGUUUUUUUUAAAGAAACCCACAAAGGUGGAAGAAAACAAUAAACAAUAUUGCCUAUUUACUGGCAGUGUCUUUGCCUUUUGUGAUGUUGGCCGGCUCCACGGGGGUAAAUUACCUUCAGGAGGAGCUCUUGCUGCUGUUCUUGCUCGUGUGCUGGAAUACAGCAGAGCCCUUGUCACUUUACACAUCAGGAAAUACAAGUUCAGCAGAAUUUCAGUUCGGCUGAGCUGGUCUCGGUUGGGCGGAACUCGUUCGGUUCGCCUGAGGUGGCAUUGGUACGACUGGAUCCGCCUCCAACCUGGUUCGGCAUAUUUGGGCUAGAUUCGGGAGAAGUCGGCUCAGCUGAACUCGGAGCCGCUCGCUGCGUUUGGAGCAGCACGGUUCGGCUCGGCUCCCUGAGGGCGGAAUGGGCCGGGCCCAGGCGCUGCGUGGGAAAGCGGCGCCGCCUCACG